GCGCAGCAGCAACUCUGUUGUUUCAGAGUUCCAGGCCAAACAUUCUGUGCGACAAACGGCUGAAUCGACUUUUUGUGUGCAAUGCACGACGUUUGCAUUAAUUAUAUUAGUAACAAAUUGUAAAUAGCGCAAUUACCAACAGAGAAAAGUAUUUAAUGUGAUCGUAUGCCGCGUAGUUAAACAAAAAAGUCGUUUGUCUGCAUUUACACUUUGAUGCUUCUUCGCGUCGCAGAAAAAUUGCGUGUGUGUGUGUGUGUGUGUUUUUUUGCGUAAACGUCUCUAACCAAAAUCGUAGUCGAAAAAACGGUAGCAACAACGUUUCCUUGGAAAAAUUUGUAAAUAGUCAACAAAAUUUUCAAGUAAAUGACCAAUAGAAGCAACCAGCUAGAAAAUAACACUCGAGGGCAAGCUUUAAGAACCAGACCAAUUAACGUGUCCAACGCCAUCGAGUGAGAUUUUUGUCAACCCAAAAGCAAUAAAAAGAGGAUCAAAAAACACAAAUACAAAUAAAUAAAAACAAAAAAUAAAUAAAAAAAUCAACAAACAACUAACUGCAGUGACUGCAGGCAACAACGGAACCAGAGCCAGAGAUACAACAACAACAGUUACAACGGCGACGACAGCAUCUGGCUACGCCAAGCGACACAAACAGCAAGCAGAAAAGCCAGCGUCGAGCCACAACAACAACAAACACAAAUGGGAACCAAUUCGGGAGCCACCGCUGGCAUCAAUAACAAGCCGGUCGGUGGUGCAGCCGUACUGGGCGUUGGUGUUGCCAAUUCAGCUAUUGGCGGCGGUGUGCUAUCCAACAGUUUGGGCAGCGGCGGCGGCGGCGGCAGUGGCCUCAGUAUCAGCGGCCUGGGCGGACAGAAUGCCAAUGUGGGCGGCAUAGUCACCGGAAUGGGCGGUGCUGGUGGCGGUGGCAAUAAUGGCAGCGACGAUGGCAUGGGCGGACCCGGCGGUGGACCCAAUAAUCAGCAGGCCACCACGCCCCAAUACACAAUUCCGGGCAUAUUGCAUUUCAUACAGCACGAAUGGUCGCGCUUCGAACUGGAGCGCUCACAAUGGGAUGUCGACAGGGCCGAGCUGCAGGCGCGUAUCGCGAUGCUGCUUGGCGAACGUAAAUGCUUGGAAAGCCUCAAAUCCGAUCUGACGCGACGCAUCAAGAUGCUGGAAUAUGCGCUGCGUCAGGAGCGAGCGAAAUUUUAUCGAUUAAAAUACGGAACCGAUCCGCCGCAACUGAACGAGUUCAAGCCCUCGUCAAAUGAUGAUGGUGGCCUCGGUGGCGAUGUGGCGACCGAUUCGGAAGUGCCCUACAGUUCCGUAUCGAACACCACGUGGCGACAGGGCAGGCAAAUGCUGCGCCAAUAUCUGGCCGAAAUUGGUUACACAGACAACAUAAUCGAUGUGCGCUCGAAUCGUGUGCGUUCCAUACUUGGCCUCAACAAUAAUGCGGAUCAUGAUGGCGGCGGCGGCGGUGGCAUCGGUGGCGUUGGCAGCGGCGGCAUUGGCAGCGGCGGCGAGAAUCUCAGUCCCAAUAUCAAUGGAAAUGAGAGCAAUAAACGUGCCUCAGAAUCGGAAGGCCGUCAUACUCCCGCUAAAAAAGUGCAACAAUCGAACGAUGCCAUCAUACUGGACACGGAGGCGGCGGUCAUGGCCAACUUUGAGUUUCUGGGACCGACAGAGAUGUCCGACGAUGAUGAGAUAUCCGAUGAUCUGGAAAUGGUCGCUACCGACAAUGAAGAUACCGAUGUCAAAAUGGCCAAACGGCCCAAAUCCGGCAAGGAUAUGCUUACCGAAGAUCUUGAGGCCGAGGUGGGAGAGCAGCUCUUAAACGAUAUGAAUCUCAUGACCGAAGAGGUGGACGGUUCACUGGGACUGGGUGAGCUGGCGCAGCUGACGGUCAACAAUGAGUCGGAUGGGGCUUACGAUGCGAAUGCCAAGGACGGCACCGGCGGCAGCGCUGGCGGAGCUGGCUAUCGCAAGACCUGGAAUGCCAAGUACACGCUGCGCUCCCAUUUCGAUGGUGUGCGCUCGCUUAUUUUCCAUCCGGAGGAGCCGGUGUUAAUUACCGCCUCCGAGGAUAAUACGCUCAAGCUGUGGAAUCUACAGAAAACGGUGCAAGCCAAAAAGUCCGCUAGUCUUGAUGUGGAACCGCUGUACACGUUCCGCGCCCAUACCGGACCCGUGCUGUGCCUGGGCAUGUCCUCCAGCGGCGAGACAUGCUAUUCCGGUGGCCUCGAUGGCAACAUCGAAUGCUGGCAGCUGCCAUCACCCAAUAUUGAUCCAUAUGAUUGUUACGAUCCGAAUGUGCAUUCCGGCACACUGGAGGGGCACACGGACGCCGUUUGGGGUCUAACCACCAUGCAGAACAAUAUUGUAUCAUGCUCGGCGGAUGGCACCGUUAAGCUGUGGUCACCGUACACCAAGGAGCCGCUGCUGCGCACCUAUACGGCCGCGGAGGCCGAGGGCGGGCCCUCAUCCGUGGACUUUGUGCGCAACGAGGUAGAUCACAUUGUGGUGGCCUAUAAUAGUGCACACUGCAUCAUCUAUGAUACGGAGACGGGCAAGCAGGUGAUCAAACUGGAGGCAUCGCAAGAGAUGUCCGGCAAUACGGGGAAGUUCAUCAAUAAGGUCGUCUCACAUCCGACACUGCCCAUCACCAUAACGGCGCACGAGGAUCGCCAUAUACGCUUCUGGGAUAACACAUCCGGAACUCUGGUGCAUUCGAUGGUCGCGCAUUUGGAGCCAGUCACAUCGUUAGCGGUCGAUGCGCAUGGACUGUAUUUGCUGUCCGGUUCGCACGACUGCUCCAUACGCCUUUGGAAUCUGGACAAUAAGACGUGCGUGCAGGAGAUAACUGCACACCGCAAGAAGUUCGAUGAGAGCAUAUUCGAUGUGGCGUUCCAUGCAACCAAGCCCUAUAUAGCCAGUGCCGGUGCCGAUGGAUUGGCCAAGGUCUUUGUUUAAGAUUAGGACUAACCCGAUCCCACAAUCCCCCGAUUCUCCCCUUCUCCAUACACUCACACACACCCACACACACACACACACAGCCAAUGCUGCAGCAGCUCUCAGCUAAGCGAUUACGAGUUCGAGUUAAAUAAUUAUACAUAUAAAUACACUUAUAUAUAUACAUUAUACUAUACAUUUAAAUCUAAUUAUACAAUUAUAUACAAGAGAUGAACAACAAACGCAAAUUAUGCAACACAACACAUUGCUGUAUACAUACAUAAAGCAAAACAAAACAACAACAACAACAAAAAAAAAAUGGGCAAAAUCAACCUAAAAAAUAUAUAUAAUAAAAUUUACAUUAUUAUUAUGGCAUUUCCGAGCGUAAGAGCGAGCACAUUUGUAAUCUAAAAGAUCAAACGAAUACGAAUACAAAACCAUGCCGCAUAUUAAUCACAAACACACACACACACAAAUUGUUAACAACAAAUGUAAAGUUCUUGAUUUUGUAGCAUAUCAUUUUUAGCCGCAAGCUCAACAAUUUUAUAUAGUUUCUUUCGUUUUGAAUGUAGACAAUUGCCAAUAUCGAUGACAAUUUAGUUUUUAAUUCUUUUGCCUAAACAGCGCAGCGAUUGUGUCAAUAGUUGCUCCAGUGGAUGUUUUACUGUACAAUUUAUAUAGAGAAACUUGAUUGAUGUAAUCGAUGAUGUAAUUGAUGAUUGACGAUUGACGAAUGAUGCAUGAUGUACGUACCUUUUUUAUUGGCCACUCGCUGUGCAAGUUUUGCCAAUUCAAAUUUACUCAUCCAACAAAACGUUUACGUAAUGAUAUAUAGACGAUCAAAUUUGUAGUCCAUAAGUCGCAUAUAUCCAUAUAUAUAUAGAUAUUGAUAAUAUAUAUAUGUAUAUAUGCAAAACUCGUACCCCCUCCCCCUUCCCCAUCAACACAAAGAGCGUGCAAGUUGUAAAUUAAGAUUAGUAAACGACGACGAUAAUGCUGAUUGAUGAUAAUGUUUAUUUAUUGAGAGUAGAAAGCGAGUGUAGUUGAAAGUAAACAUAAAAAUCGCCAGAAAACUUUAUUAAACACUAA
Molecule: messenger RNA, 4038 nt
Organism: Drosophila virilis
Lineage: Eukaryota; Metazoa; Arthropoda; Insecta; Diptera; Drosophilidae
Gene: Cka
Product: Connector of kinase to AP-1
Molecular function (GO): protein binding
Source: RefSeq, a predicted model, not a curated record